Messenger RNA from Symphalangus syndactylus (siamang), 3525 nucleotides. It is a transcript of the gene ALOXE3, whose product is annotated as arachidonate epidermal lipoxygenase 3. Gene Ontology annotation, biological process: lipid oxidation. Gene Ontology annotation, molecular function: oxidoreductase activity, acting on single donors with incorporation of molecular oxygen, incorporation of two atoms of oxygen; protein binding; metal ion binding. Lineage: Eukaryota; Metazoa; Chordata; Mammalia; Primates; Hylobatidae. The record is from RefSeq and is a predicted model, not a curated record.
UUACCUGCGCAGAAUAUUUUGGCACAGAUUCGGAAGCGGCAGGUGAAGCCCGCCUGCUGCUGAUUGAGCUUUCUAUGCCUCCCGUUCUUAGAGCCCCAGCCGAGGCUGGGACGCAGGGAGUGGAGCAUAGUAGAGGCUGGAACGGUGCGGCGCCGGAACUGGCCGCGCGGGGCCGCUGCGGGCUAUGGGCUUCUCUGAGAGGUUCCUCCCCAGCCCCAAGUGGCCCAGAUCCCGGACACCCGGGCUCCCGCCCAGGAUCCCGCAGGCCCAGGGCGGUCCUGGAGCGGAAAGAAUGCCACGCGGGGCCUUCGGACGCUGUUUGCCGGCGCUGUAUUUCGCUUUCCUGACCUGCCCUACUCCAGAGCAGAGAAUGAGCGGAACCCAGGCUCCUGAUAUCCAUCUGGGUGAGCCAGCCAGAGGGACCGGCUGUGUCAGAGGCAAGCAAACAAGUAUUAGAGUGCAAGACGGUGGGCGGGGAGCGGGAGCCCGAGCCGCCAGCAGGGAGCUUCGGAGAGAGAGAGCCCAGGAACAUCCCGGAGAGAGCUGGGCCAUUCCUCAGCCCUGCCCUGCCCCGCAGCCCCUAGCCCUCCACCCAGAAACCCAGCCCUGUCCGGCCUGCCGCUCUCCUCCUCCAGGCCGGGUGCUGCUGCGGCCAGCGUUGCCGGGGCAUCACUUCCUCCUUCCCAUCAUGGCAGUGUACCGCCUGUGUGUGACCACUGGUCCCUACCUGAGGGCCGGCACACUGGACAACAUCUCUGUCACACUGGUGGGCACGUGUGGUGAAAGCCCCAAGCAGCGGCUAGAUCGAGUGGGCAGGGACUUCGCCCCUGGAUCGGUACAGAAGUACAAGGUGCGCUGCUCAGCGGAGCUGGGUGAGCUCUUGCUGCUGCGUGUACACAAGGAGCGCUACGCUUUCUUCCGCAAGGACUCUUGGUACUGCAGCCGCAUCUGUGUCACCGAACCGGAUGGUACUGUAUCCCACUUCCCCUGCUAUCAGUGGAUUGAAGGCUACUGCACCGUGGAGCUGAGGCCGGGAACAGCAAGAACUAUUUGUCAGGACUCCCUUCCCCUCCUCCUGGAUCACAGGACACGGGAGCUCCGGGCCCGACAAGAAUGCUACCGCUGGAAGAUCUAUGCCCCUGGCUUCCCCCGCAUGGUAGACGUCAACAGCUUUCAGGAGAUGGAGUCAGACAAGAAAUUUGCCUUGACAAAGACGACAACUUGUGUAGACCAGGGUGACAGCAGUGGGAAUCGGUACCUGCCUGGCUUCCCCAUGAAAAUUGACAUCCCAUCCCUGAUGUACAUGGAGCCCAAUAUUCGAUACUCAGCCACCAAGACGAUCUCGCUGCUCUUCAAUGCCAUCCCUGCGUCCUUGGGAAUGAAGCUUCGAGGGCUGUUGGAUCGUAAGGGCUCCUGGAAGAAGCUGGAUGACAUGCAGAACAUCUUCUGGUGCCAUAAGACCUUCACGACAAAGUAUGUCACAGAGCACUGGUGUGAAGAUCACUUCUUCGGGUACCAGUACCUGAAUGGCGUCAAUCCCGUCAUGCUCCACUGCAUCUCCAGCUUGCCCAGCAAGCUGCCUGUCACCAAUGACAUGGUGGCCCCCUUGCUGGGACAGGACACAUGCCUGCAGACAGAGCUAGAGAGGGGGAACAUCUUCCUAGCGGACUACUGGAUCCUGGCGGAGGCCCCCACGCAUUGCCUAAACGGCCGCCCGCAGUACGUGGCCGCCCCACUGUGCCUGCUGUGGCUCAGCCCCCAUGGGGCGCUGGUGCCCUUGGCCAUCCAGCUCAGCCAGACCCCCGGGCCCGACAGCCCCAUCUUCCUGCCCACUGACUCCGAAUGGGACUGGCUGCUGGCCAAGACGUGGGUGCGCAACUCUGAGUUCCUGGUGCACGAAAACAACACUCACUUUCUGUGCACGCAUUUGCUGUGCGAGGCCUUCGCCAUGGCCACGCUGCGCCAGCUGCCGCUCUGCCACCCCAUCUACAAGCUCCUGCUCCCCCACACUCGAUACACGCUGCAGGUGAACACCAUCGCGAGGGCCACGCUGCUCAACCCCGAGGGCCUCGUGGACCAGGUCACGUCCAUCGGGAGGCAAGGCCUCAUCUACCUCAUGCGCACGGGCCUGGCCCACUUCACCUACACCAAUUUCUGCCUUCCGGACAGCCUGCGGGCCCGCGGCGUCCUGGCUAUCCCCAACUACCACUACCGAGACGACGGCCUGAAGAUCUGGGCGGCCAUUGAGAGCUUUGUCUCGGAAAUCGUGGGCUACUAUUAUCCCAGUGAUGCAUCUGUGCAGCAGGAUUCGGAGCUGCAGGCCUGGGUUGGCGAGAUUUUUGCUCAGGCGUUCCUGGGCCGGGAAAGCUCAGGUUUCCCAAGCCGGCUGUGCACCCGAGGAGAGAUGGUGAAGUUCCUCACUGCAAUCAUCUUCAAUUGCUCUGCCCAGCACGCUGCUGUCAACAGUGGGCAGCAUGACUUUGGGGCCUGGAUGCCCAAUGCUCCAUCAUCCAUGAGGCAGCCCCCACCCCAGACCAAGGGGACCACCACCCUGAAGACUUACCUAGACACUCUCCCUGAAGUGAACAUCAGCUGUAACAACCUCCUCCUCUUCUGGUUGGUUAGCCAAGAACCCAAGGACCAGAGGCCCCUGGGCACCUACCCAGAUGAGCACUUCACAGAGGAGGCCCCGAGGCGGAGCAUUGCCACCUUCCAGAGCCGCCUGGCCCAGAUCUCAAGGGACAUCCAGGAGCGGAACCAGGGUCUGGCGCUGCCCUACACCUACCUGGACCCUCCCCUCAUUGAGAACAGCGUCUCCAUCUAACCACCCCCAAAUACCACCCAAGAAGAAAGAAAGGUCCAAGCAUGAGGAGGGCCAGUUCCUCAGGGUCCUCCAGACCCUUCCAUCCUCCCUGUUCUCAGUUCGCCUGAACCUUCUCUUCUGCAUGUGGGGACCGUUGCAGCCAAGAUGGCCCUGACAUCAUACAAACUGGGUCCUGAGCUGUGAGAGACCAGUACAGCAGCAUCCAGGGUUAAAAGCCACUGACCAAAGUCCCAUGCACAAUAGCCCCUCCGAAAGGAAGGAACCGCUUCACUUCUUGCCCUACUUGGGGCAGCCUCUUGGAAUGCCCAGCUUGGGUUUCUGAGCUUUUCUCCCUCAUCCUCCCCCAUCCCCAAACUCCUUCUCCUACCAUGCCUUUCUACUUUCUCUUUCCUCCAAGCCUAGAGCCACCAGCCCAGCUUCCUUCUCUGGAAAAGCCUGGAAACUGGGCACAGAAGGACUGUGUGCCUGGGUCUGACAUGUGGUCCCCUUUGUCCCUAGCACCUUUAAGGGGAGGGGAAGAAUUGGAGCGCAGCUUGCCUGGACCCCUAACUGCUGUUCUCAGGGACAGGUUCCCAGGCCUGGGGUGUUUGUGGGGAUCUGUCUUUCUCUCAAGCUUUCAUCCUACUCCCCUUUCAUCCCAUUUUUUUCUUUUUGUCCUUGAGCCCAGUGAGUUCAAUAAAAACCAAAACAUUUGCCCCUCA